AUGGCCAAAGCAAUUCAUGAAAAAGAGCUGAUACUACAGGAGAAGCUGUGGAGUGUUGAGGAAAAAAUAAGACAAAAAAUCCAGAGAGACACAGCUGCAGGCGAUGACCAAAGACAUGAGGGGCAGAGGAUCAACAGGGGACACGCUCAGAUAAAAACCAGACUAGAGGAGCAGGAGGAGCUCAGACAGGACGGUGACAGAGACGCCGGCCUCCAGCUGCUUCCUUGCAGAGUCUGCAACAGAAAGUUUUCCAGCGAAAGAUUACAGAAGCAUGUCCAAAUCUGUAAAAAGGUGAAACAGUCCCAUCGUACAGUCUUCAACUCCUACGUUCACAGGACCAAAGGAUCCGCCAUAGAGGAGUUCUGGAAAACACACAGCAGGCCCAAGAGUCCAGAGGUUUUAAAGAAAAAGAACCAAAGACAAAAUCGAGAGGCAAAUGCAAAGAACCUGCGCGAGGGUCGACUCCAAGUAAGCCGACCAUAACUGACCCUGGACCAUCUGAACAAGAAGACAGUCGCACAUCAUCGUCUCAUAGUCUGUACUCUGAAUUAUUUGACUUGAAACCUUGUAAAAAUGUUACUACAUAUCUUUUGUCUUCAAUGUUUGAAUCUUUUCCCUAUUAACUAAACAGAA
This is a messenger RNA of Plectropomus leopardus (leopard coralgrouper), 633 nucleotides long. Lineage: Eukaryota; Metazoa; Chordata; Actinopteri; Perciformes; Serranidae. The record is from RefSeq and is a predicted model, not a curated record.